Tigriopus californicus is the source of this 1357-nucleotide messenger RNA. RefSeq names its product heparan sulfate 2-O-sulfotransferase hst-2-like. Lineage: Eukaryota; Metazoa; Arthropoda; Copepoda; Harpacticoida; Harpacticidae. The transcript is spliced from 4 exons. The record is from RefSeq and is a predicted model, not a curated record. Gene Ontology annotation, cellular component: membrane. Gene Ontology annotation, molecular function: sulfotransferase activity. The coding region runs from base 71 to 1162 and encodes 363 amino acids.
CUCGCAAUCGUUUUGAUCGGGCAUGAAGGAAGGUGGUCGGUGAUCGUGCGCUCUCUCAGUUCACUUUGAAAUGCGCUGUCCUCCCAAAGGUUACGUCCCGUUGACUUCUUCGAUUUUGGCCUUCUUGGGCUUGGCCAUUAUUUGGAUCUUGACACAACCUAUGGGACCCAAGGGCCUACCAUCGAAAAGAUAUCUUCAUUUCAAAGCGUUUGAUCUCAUUCCUGUGAGUUUGGAUGGUAAUUGGACUUUGCAUGACAUUCAGCGAAGGUCCAAUGUUCCAAAAAUAGUCAAAAUACGGCACAUGGACGACUAUCCCGCUUUCCCAAGCUUUAUUAACGACCAAUCAAUCACCCACCUGGAUCAUAAUUGGGCAGGGAACGCAUCAGCGUCCUCAAAUCUUCUGAUAUUCAACCGAGUUCAGGAAACCGAAUACUCCGCCGUUCAAGAGAAUUUGAACAAUCUCAAACGAAGCGAAAACCUCUUCACGGUUUGGAAUGAUUCAGUCACACACAGCUUAUCCAUUGCGGAAGAAUUGAAAUUCGCGCAAUCUCGUCAUUUCCAAUAUCCUGGUCCGCACUUUUUUGAGGGACAUUUCUAUUUUGUGGACCUAGCUUCCCACGGUGUCAAAACCCAACCCAUUUGGAUCAAUUUUGUUCGUGAUCCCGUUGAAAGGAUUGUCUCCAAUUUUUACUCCAAUCGAUCGCCAAAACGAUGGUUUCUAGCCAAGCAAAAACCCCCCAAUGACUACUUUGUCAAAAACUUUGACGCAUGUGUGUUGUCACAUGAUCCAGAGUGUCAGUUCCGACCGGGUCAGUAUCGUGAGCAACAAUUGACCUACUUUUGCGGAAAUUCUCCAAUUUGCCGAGAAAUUGGGAACCACCAAGCCCUGGCAAUGGCCAAAAUUAAUGUGGAACGCUUCUAUUCAGUAGUGGGUCUAACCAGUGAGAUGGGACCCAGCUUGAAGCUUUUGAGCGCCAAAUUGCCCAAGUUUUUCCAGAAUGUCACCUCUAUGGAAGAUGAACUCAAACAUAUCAAUCAUAAACCAUACAAAAUGCCUUUGCCAGGAGUGCGGCGGAAACUUACUUCCAAAUUGGUCCUGGAAAUGGAGUUCUACGAGUUCAUUCGCCAGAGGUUGGGUCGACAGCUUCGAGAAGGCCUAUGAGAUUUUAAACAUAACUGCACCUACUUCUACUCAAAAUACUAAAAUGUAGGAACAUCUAGUAACGUCAAACUAAUAUUCAUAUUAGACGAGGGAGUCCUUUCUCCUUUGAUAAUUGUAAAUGAUGGAGUUCAUUUGUCAUUGGUUACUGAUUUGGAACCGUCAUCUUAAGGAGAAUCUGUGACCUAUUCAAGCAGA